Galeopterus variegatus (Sunda flying lemur) is the source of this 892-nucleotide messenger RNA. It is a transcript of the gene HSF2BP, whose product is annotated as heat shock transcription factor 2 binding protein. NCBI's taxonomy places the organism in Eukaryota, Metazoa, Chordata, Mammalia, Dermoptera, Cynocephalidae. The record is from RefSeq and is a predicted model, not a curated record. The transcript is spliced from 3 exons. Gene Ontology annotation, cellular component: cytosol. The annotation marks the transcript as partial.
GAGACGUCCUAACAGUUGUCCAUCAAAAGCCCUGCGGGUUCAGCGGGCGUGCCGGGCAGGCCAAGGGACCGGUGACUCCGCCAAGCUUGCAGUGGCUGUCUUAGCUCCUCCGCUCACUCCUCUGCCCGAAAUAACGCGCCCAGUCCUGGGCUGCCGUCCCGAGGAGCCCUGUUGACACGCAGAGCUUUAGCCCUGAACCUAGAAACGCCCAGCACUGAGAGAGGGAACGCGGGCGAGACUUCCCGCGAGCACGGUGCCGGCCCGAACGCAACCUCCUUAGUCCAGAGCUCCUCGUCACACAGGAAAGGAGCCAUUCGACGUUCUUUACUUAACAUUUACACCUGGGUUUCACUUCCCUUCUUCUUUGCAGUUAAGUUUAAAACCCCGUCUAACCCAGAAGAGCUGAAGCGGGACCUCGCCGAACCCACCCCGUCCUCGAGGCCGAAAAUGCUGUGGAGGCUCUACGAGGUUUGAGCUUUGCAGCUCUCCGACUCUCCGUUCCCGGCCUCCAGCGUGGACGCGUUCCCGCGCUUUCUGGCGUGAGGGGGGGGUCAGAGGACGUGCCACCGCGCAGGCGCACGGAGCCGGGGCCGCGGCGGCCAUGGGCGAGGCGUGUGGUGCUGAGGAGGCCUGCCGGCACAUGGGAACUAAAGAAGAAUUUGUUAAAGUCAGAAAGAAGGACCUGGAACGGCUGACAACUGAAGUGAUGCAAAUUCGGGACUUCUUACCCAGAGUACUAAAUGGGGAGGUACUGGAAAGCUUCCAGAAAUUAAAGAUUGUAGAAAAAAACCUGGAAAGGAAAGAGCAAGAACUAGAGCAGCUGAAAAUGGAUUGUGAGCACUUUAAAAACCGCCUGGAAACAGUGCAGGCUGACAGCAUGAGAGAGAAGAAG